AUGCGUUACAAGGACGAAAGCAUUGAAGAUCAUGGAACAUUACCACUCAGGGCCGACCGGUGGACAUUACAGUGUAUAGAGUAUUACCCUGGAAAGGCCAAUGUGGUGGCUGAUGCAUUAAGCCGUAGGACUGUGGCUGAUUUGAGAGCUUUCUUCACUCGACUGAGUCUUUAUGAAGCUGGGAAUCUUCUGGCAGAGCUACAAGUGAAGCUGACAUGGAUUGAGCAGAUUAAAGCUAAGCAGUUAGAGGAUAAGACUCUCGAGAUGCGAUUUUGUCGGGUUGAGACUGGGACUACUGAUGGGGAUUUGAGGCUGUCGGUUUUGAGGGAAGCGCAUAAUAGUCCGUACACUAUGCAUCCUGGUGGAAAUAAAAUGUAUAAAGAUCUCCAAGAGUUGUACUGGUGGCCAGGGUUGAAGCGUGAGGUGACUGAUUUUGUUGCUCAUUGUCUAACUUGUCAGCAAGUUAAUGCUGAGCAUCAGUUGCCUUCGUGGUUGCUACAGCUGGUUAAGAUAUCGACGUGGAAAUGGGAGUGA
Molecule: messenger RNA, 534 nt
Organism: Gossypium arboreum
Lineage: Eukaryota; Viridiplantae; Streptophyta; Magnoliopsida; Malvales; Malvaceae
Exons: 3
Coding region: 1-534 (177 amino acids)
Source: RefSeq, a predicted model, not a curated record